AUAUUAUUUGUAAAUAUUAUUUAACAUAUUAGUCUUUAGAUAUGAACAUGGAGAGUAAAUCCGGAAUAUUGAUACAAUUUAUUAUGCUAUAUCUUGCGGUGACUAUGGAGGCUUUUAUUUUUUGUUUCGCUGGCGAAUAUCUGAGCACUAAGAGUAAAUCUAUCGGUGAUGCAGUAUAUGAGAUGGUUUGGUACAAUUUAUCUACUAGCGAAUGUCGAAUUUUAUUAUUCGUGAUCCUCAGAUCUCAAAAGCAAUUGACGACAGCUGGAAAAGUUAUGGAUUUAACAUUGGAAAGUUUUACUACUAGUAAAUCCAUCGGUGAUGCAGCGUACGAGACACUUUGGUAUGAUUUGUCCACUAACGAAUGCCGAAUUUUAUUAUUGAUAAUUGUCAGAUCUCAGAAACGAUUGACGAUUACAGCUGGAAAAGUUAUGGAUUUGACUUUGGAAGGCUUCACGACUGUGCUUCAUGUAAGCGGACAAAUAGAUAUAAUAUGUCAAGAGAUGAAAAAUAUUUCUAAGAACAUUCUUUAUGGAUCUUCCAAGUUUUCAUUUGGAAUGUUGAUCGAGAGGCACAACAGAGUCAUUUCAUUUUCUCAAAACAUCGAGAAGUUGUUCUCUUUUAUCGCAUUGAUGCAAGUUAUUUGGAAUACUUUAGUUAUAUGCAGUCUUGGAUUGGUCAUCAUAAUUGUACUUCACGUAAGCGGACAAAUCGAUAUUCUUUGUCAAGAAUUACUGACAAUCUGCGGCGACGGAACUUUACAGGACAAUUUGAUUGUCGCGAGUGUCAGAUUUCUGAUUAUCAAACACCAAAAAAUAAUAACACUUUCAGAAAAUAUUGAAGAGCUCUAUUCUGACAUCGCAUUGAUGCAAAUCCUAUCAAAUACCGUGGUCAUCUGUUGUAUUGGUUUCACCAUUAUAGGUUCUCUUACAAAGGAAGGAGCUACCGUGAUGAUGUUGAAAUCGGCUAUUUUUUACGUCGCCAUAACGUUGGAAGCUUUUAUCUUUUGUUUCGCCGGAGAAUAUCUUAGCGCCAAGAGCAAAUCGAUUGGUGACGCAGUGUACGGAACGCUUUGGUAUGACAUGACGCCUGCCGAGUGUCGAAUUUUAUUAUUUGUGAUAUUAAGAUCGCAAAAGAGAUUGACGAUCACAGCCGGAAACGUCAUGGAUCUUUCUCUGGAAGGAUUUACGAGCGUGAUGAAAGCAUCCGCUUCGUAUAUGUCGGUGCUGCACGCGAUGUAUUAAACGAGACCAAUGGAUAAUAAUUACUUGUGCCAAGCGCAUUUACUAUGCUUACCGGUAUAUUGAGUAGUAGCAUGUAAAACAUAUAAAGCGAAAUGCUGUUUUAAAUACGCAAAAGAGAAUACGGCUAUAAAAUGUAGAAGAAAUAGAAAGAAUAAA
Messenger RNA from Pogonomyrmex barbatus (red harvester ant), 1400 nucleotides. RefSeq names its product odorant receptor 82a-like. Gene Ontology annotation, molecular function: odorant binding; olfactory receptor activity. Gene Ontology annotation, cellular component: plasma membrane. Gene Ontology annotation, biological process: sensory perception of smell; detection of chemical stimulus involved in sensory perception of smell. NCBI's taxonomy places the organism in Eukaryota, Metazoa, Arthropoda, Insecta, Hymenoptera, Formicidae. The record is from RefSeq and is a predicted model, not a curated record.